Messenger RNA from Drosophila eugracilis, 1761 nucleotides. RefSeq names its product prostaglandin D2 receptor. Gene Ontology annotation, cellular component: plasma membrane. Gene Ontology annotation, molecular function: G protein-coupled receptor activity. Lineage: Eukaryota; Metazoa; Arthropoda; Insecta; Diptera; Drosophilidae. The record is from RefSeq and is a predicted model, not a curated record. Bases 250 to 1494 code for a protein of 414 amino acids. Gene Ontology annotation, biological process: inflammatory response; positive regulation of cytosolic calcium ion concentration; adenylate cyclase-activating G protein-coupled receptor signaling pathway. The transcript has 5 exons.
CGCGCUCCUCGGAUCGAAUCGCCUUGGAAUUAGUCGGUUAAUCAAGUGUGUGGCGCGCUCUAAUCAUUAAUUAAGUGUCUUAGGAAAAGCCAUUUUCCAUUUUGGCUAUCAAAACGGGUUUUCCAUCUACUGCCAUGUUUUUGUGGCAGUCCCAUUUGUGAAAAAGUAAAAUAAAAAUCGUUUUGCGGGCCAGUUAGAUUUUCACCUGAAUUUGCAAUCAAACGUAAUUAUCACAAUCACACCGGCAACAUGGAAACCACGACACCAGCGAUGGACCUGUUUAUGCUGAAUAGUACAACAACGGUCACUGCAAUACCUCCCAAGGGCCUCUAUGCGAAUCGGAAUCGCUUGAUCUUCGGUGUCAUUGUCAUGGUUUUGGGCGUUUUUGGAAAUUCGCUGGCACUUUUUAUUUUGGCGCGCAAAAAGCGAAAUAAAAACAGCAAAUACACGCUCAUGUUGCGAUGCCUGGCCACUAACAAUCUGGUGGCUCUGCUGGGUAUGCUGACCACAACUCUGCUGAAGAUGUACCUUUCCAAGGAGGUCCUGCAGUCCUUCAUCCGAGCGGAUUGUAUGGGUCUUGUGGUGUGGCGGUUCUUUGGCCUUAGCUCUGGAUGCAUUGCGGCAGUCAUGGCAGCGGAAAGGUGGAUGGCCUUGGCAAGACCCUUUAUUUACCACAAGCACAUCACCUUCGAGCUGAUUCGCAAGCUGAUUCAGUACAUACUGAUCGUGGCCGUGGUCAUCACGUUCCUGCCAUUUGUUGGGUUUGGAGCCUAUAUUGAUGAAUCUGAUCCCGACCACAUGAAAUGCAUACGAUAUCGCGAUGCGCCGGGAGUGUGGAACAAGUCGUACGCGGUGCUCUUUAUGGUCUUUGGUACCCUGCUCUGCAUAGUGAUCGUGGCAUGCAAUCUCUUCGUGGCACACACAUUGCUCUGUGUGAUCGGUAGGAGUCGCACGGCCAAAAGGCACAUGCACUAUGACCUGGUGACCAGGGACAAGAGCAGUGCUAUUAGCAUCGAUCCGGAGAGCAGCAGCGGCACCACUCUCUACCAGACGCAGCUUAGCUCAGGAAGCGGGAACAGCCAUCGCAGUGUCCAGCCAACUAGGCAAUUCCGUCAUAGCGUUAGCGUGACUAUGGCUGCCACGGAUUCCUCACCGGUGGAGAUAAAGUUCGCCAAAUUGAUGGCGUUUCUCAGUAUCUCAUUUGUCAUCUGCUGGAUGCCACAGAUGAUUGCCAUACCAUUGGCCAUUGCCCCGAACCGGGUACCUGCAACGAAUAAAUUUUUCAUAAUCGCUGAUGUCCUCACGGCUUUGCACUUUACCUCGGAUCCGUAUGUCUAUGUCUUGAGUCGAUCCAAGUCCAUCAACUGGUCAUUGUUUAGCUGCAUCAAGCGCUGGAGGAGUGGAUGGAGACCGGGUGGACUCCGCCGAUCUCAGAGCGAUCAGAGCCGCAUGCGCACCACCAUGACGGAGGCGAAUACUCUGGACUUCAACUGAUUCCCAUUGACCCUCACAUUGCACCCAAGUACUUAAUUCCACAUCCCCCAGGUUCAGUGGGAUCUCACUCAAUUGUCAUUUGCGCUACCCUUGAAAUACUCGAAAGAAAGGCGCCUCCUAGUCUUGUAAGCUGUACAUAAUAUAUCCAUACAUUGUAUCACAUCAUAUCAGGGCUUUCCUUAUAUGUAUGCUCAGCGCACAUAAUCUCAAUAUCAAUAUUUGCGAUUGGUGGCAUAAAAUAUAUAGCUUGUGUGUAUGUAAAGCUAA